UUAGUUCGACUGCAUGCGAAGACGUGAGGCAAGCAAACCAACAAACCAUGCAAGGUUCAGUAGUGACAGCAAGGCGCGCUGUCCAUGGCAUCCUCGUCGCCGUCGUGGUGGUGCAGCGCCUCCUCGCCGCCGGCGCCAGUCCGCCGGCGGAUCCCGUCCAUUGCGCGUCGGGGACGGCGCGCUGCACCGUGACCAACGCGUACGCCGCGUUCCCGGACCGGUCCACGUGCCGGGCGGCCGCCGCGGCGUACCCGGCGUCGGAGGAGGAGCUCCUCCGCGUGGUGGCCGCGGCGGCGGCGUCCGGGACCAAGAUGAAGGCGGCGACGCGGUACGGGCACAGCGUGCCGAAGCUGUCCUGCCCCGGCGCCGGCGACGGCCGCGGCCUCGCCAUCAGCACCAGCGCGCUGAACCGCGUCGUCGCCGUGGACGCCGCGGGGAUGGCGAUCACGGUGGAGAGCGGCGUGACGCUGGCGGAGCUGAUCGACGCCGCGGCGGGCGCCGGCCUCGCGCUGCCGCACUCGCCGUACUGGCUGGGCGUCACCGUCGGCGGCCUCCUCUCCACCGGCGCGCACGGGAGCUCGGUGUGGGGGAAUGGCUCCGCCGUGCACGAGUACGUGAACGGCAUGAGGAUCGUCACGCCGGCGCCGGCGAGAGAGGGGUACGCGAAGGUCCGCGUGCUCGCCGCCGGCGACCCGGAGCUGGACGCCGCCAAGGUGUCGCUCGGGGUGCUCGGGGUCAUUUCCCAGGUUACUCUAAAACUGCAGCCGAUGUUCAAGAGGUCGGUGGCGUUCCAGCACUGCGGCGACGGCGACCUGGCGGAACGAGUCGUCGCCUUCGCCGGCGAGCACGAGUUCGCCGACAUCCUCUGGUACCCCGGCCAUGGCAAGGCCGUGUACCGGAUCGACGACCGCGUUCCCAGCAACACGCCGGGCGAUGGCGUCUACGAUUUCGUCGGCUUCCGGGCCACCCCAACGCUCGCCAUCCAGGCCAAAAGGCUCGUCGAGGACGGCCUGGAAGCGACCGGGAAUGCCGCCGGCAAGUGCCUCGCGGCGUCGACGACGAACUCCAUCCUCGCAGCCCGCAACUACGGCCUGACGAGGAACGGCCAGCUGCUCGGCGCGUUCCCCGGCACGGCGGUGGUCGGCUACCAGAACCGCAUCCAGUCGUCGGGAUCCUGCCUCGCCGGCGCCGACGACGGCCUCCUCACCGCCUGCCCGUGGGAUCCCCGCGUCGAGCACGGCACGUUCUUCUUCCAGUCCGGCAUCAGCGUGCCGCUGUCCAGGGCGGCGGCCUUCAUCCGCGACGUGCAGCGGCUGCGCGACCUCAACCCGGACGCGCUCUGCGGCGUGGAGCUCUACGACGGCGUCCUCAUGCGCUACGUCAGGGCGUCGGCGGCGCACCUCGGCAAGCCGGAGGACAGCGUCGACUUCGACCUCACCUACUACCGGAGCCGCGACCCGGCGACGCCGCUUCUGCACGAGGACGUGGUGGAGGAGGUCGAGCAGAUGGCGCUGCGCAAGUACGGCGGCGUCCCGCACUGGGGCAAGAACCAGAACGCGGCGUUCGAGGGCGCCGCCGCCAAGUACGGCGGCGCGCGCGCCGCGGCGUUCAUGAGGGUGAAGCGGGCGUACGACCCCGAGGGGCUCUUCUCCAGCGAGUGGAGCGACAAGGUGCUCGGCGUCGCCGGCGCCGGCGGCGUGAGCGUGGUGAGGGACGGGUGCGCGCUGGAGGGGCUGUGCGUGUGCUCGGAGGACGCGCACUGCUCGCCGGAGAAGGGAUACCUCUGCCGGCCGGGAAGGGUGUACAAGGAGGCCAGGGUGUGCCGGCGUGUCGCCGACGAUCUCUAGGCACACGACGAGUGUACUUGUGGCCAUGCAACGUGUGAUACAUAAAAUCUUUCAGGACUGUUAAAUUAAUUUCUGUAAUAUUUGCAAAAA
This is a messenger RNA of Oryza sativa Japonica Group (Japanese rice), 1937 nucleotides long. RefSeq names its product probable L-gulonolactone oxidase 6. Lineage: Eukaryota; Viridiplantae; Streptophyta; Magnoliopsida; Poales; Poaceae. The record is from RefSeq and is a predicted model, not a curated record. Gene Ontology annotation, molecular function: FAD binding; D-arabinono-1,4-lactone oxidase activity. Gene Ontology annotation, cellular component: membrane.